AUGGAAAAAAAUCUGAACUCGUUUAUAGAACGCUGCAGCAAUGUUCCCUAUAGCCCUCUUACAGAAGCAACGUUUAUAGAAAUUGAAAAUCUACGCAAGCAUAUACAGAAAGGCUGUUUAUCAGAAAUACCUCCAGGGUGUGGUACUGAGAGAAAUGAGGGAUUGCACAGACUUUUAAACAGGUCAAUGAUUUCUGGAGCCACUACUCUUUCCGUCCAAUUAGCAAUGGCAUUGCUGACUCUCUUAUUCUACCAUCACAAUCAAAAAAUAUCUGCAGAAAAACAUUUUUGUAGUUCAAAAAUCAAGCCUGUGGCUCCAGUCGUAACCAAGGUCACCAACAGUAAUGUGUUAACUGGAAAUGCUGAAUUUGAAACAGAGUCAGGUGAUGAUAAAGAUCGCCAGCGUCAGUUUUCAACAGAGUUAGAUAUAGAGGAUGGAAAAAUUUUCCAGAUUUCCGAAAACUCAUUUGCUUCUAGUAAUCCUUUUAUUAUAAUGGUUGAGACCAUUGAAGAUCUCUCUCAGGAAUCGAUUGCAGCGGCUCUAAUUAGUGCAACGUAUAACCUUUCUGAAAUGAUAAAGAAAGUAAAAGAGAAAAACAAUGAUCGUUCUUUUAAUGCUCUUGACACUGUUCAUCUCAGCAAAAUGACAAAACUUCUUACUUCUGAAGACAACAUUGACACCGACGACCCAACGAUCAACAUCCAUAGUGAGACGCUUAAACGGCAUUUAGCCACUUUCAACCUGCAGCUGGAUAGAGUCCAAUCUGAUGGGGACUGUGCCUUCCGUACAAUAAUCAGAAAAGUAAGAAAACUUGUCCAUAAUGAAGCCGGUCAAUUAUCAGAUCACCUGAGGCGUCUAGAACUUUUAAGUACUGAGGACCUGGAUACGUACACUCUUCGACAACUAUUUGUAGAUGCAGUUUUAGCAGACGACUGCAGCAUCUCAAACUUCUUCGAAGGUCCCCAUGCAGAUGUUGAAAGGAAAGCCCGCGAGUUUAGCGUAAGACGUUUUUUUGAUCAAGAAAUUGGCGACUUUGUAAUAAGACUAUGUUCAAAUAUCUUGCAAGCUCCAAUUAUGGUGAUAACUUCUUCUGAAACAAUUCCUUUUUUGCCCUUCAACUGCGAUAAUCCUUUGAGUAACACCCCAAUCUAUAUUGCUCAUCAUUAUUUUGGGGCAGGCCAUUACGAUGCUACUGAGAGCAUAACCAAUUGUAAGUUGAAGUAAAUGGUAAAUUUAACAGGGAUAAGUCUGUCAACUCAAGGAACUGCGUUAUAGUAUGGGCAGCUGUAAAAUCAAGAGUUGUAAAUACCAGUUGUUACUGAACUAUCAAAGGUCUCGAACGGAUGGGUGACCAAACUUUUAUCAUCCAUGUCAUGAUAAUAAUAAUGACUUAUUUUGACGUGUUAUAAGUUUUAUAAUUACUCAAGUGGGGCUAAAGAUAGGUUUUAUGGCGCGAUUGCAACGCCUUCCGAAAGUUACAAGGAUUUGUAUGGUAGAAACAAUCAACCGUGACUGGGUGGCAAGAGUUUAUUUUCCCAAUCGCUAUUUUGACAUACCUUAUUAUAGGAAAUUAACACUCCAUGAAAUUAAGGCAUUGGAAAUUAACGCGAAUUUAAUGGAAAACUACUUUCGAAUAAAGAAAAUUAACGCGAAAGAGGAGGUAGAAUUUCACAAUAAAGGAAAUUAACGCGAUUAAGACACAGUUGGUGGUGACAACUAGAACAAAUUUAUUUCAACACUGGAUGCAAAAAAAUUCAAAACUGAACAAAACUGAGCUGACAUCACUUCUGACAGCGACAACGANCAACUAGAACAAAUUUAUUUCAACACUGGAUGCAAAAAAAUUCAAAACUGAACAAAACUGAGCUGACAUCACUUCUGACAGCGACAACGAUGAAGAUGAACUCGAAAUAUUGUAAACCUUCGCCUUAGCUUUUGUGAAAGAUGAAAAAUAAAGGGUAAAUGGAAAGAAAGAAAGCUUGUGUUUAAUGUUUUUUAGGUGUCAAGAAUGUCUGGACAGGUUCCAUAAUUGGGGUUGAAACACUCGAAAUUAAGAGCGCAAAAAUUAACGCUGCACUUAAUUAACGUCGCGGAAAUUAUCGCUCAAAAAAAUUAACGCGACUUAAAUUAACGCGAAUUUUAACGAUUCGCGUUAAUUUCCUAUAAUAAGGUAGACCAUAAUGCAUAUUGUUUACAAUGGUUAUUCAAAAAUUUGGGAGGUCAACAAGGUGCAAUAUGGCGUAUUUAAAAAGGUUGAAUACGAACAUUCCAAUUUUCGGCGACAGUUACAAUCGCUAGGUUAUGUAAUUUUAAUACGCCCUUUUCAGUUCCUUCUAACACUAGUUUUCCAAAAGUUGUUGGCAUAUACCAGGAAACCUGAGACAGACAGUGUAACUCGAUCGGUUAGGCAACCUCGAGACCUAUGAAUACCACUAUAGUCCAUUAAAGCCAUGCUAGUAGUUACACGGCUUUUAAAACGAAAAGGAACAGCAACAAUACUAAACAACCUACAAUAACAAUAACAAUAAUAAUAAUAAUAAUAAUAAUAAUAAUAAUAAUAAUAAUAAUAAUAAUUGAACCAAAUAAUGAACGACUUUUUUCAGAUCCUAUCGAGGCUGAACUUCAGCAUGCUCAGGAACAGGCAGUUUCCCGAAUUUGCUAUUGUGGACGUGAGGCAAAAUCCAGAAGUGAGCACUUUUGUGUUUCAACUGAAAAAUCUUGUUGCCCGUGUGUUUCUAACAAAAAAAAUUGCCAAGCUCAGAGCAAGUGCCACAACUGUGACAAUCGCAGUCAGAAUCCCCAAAAACUGUCAUGCCGGUGUGGAGAAAGUAGGGCUAAAGGACGGAAAACAGGUCAAAACUUUUGCAUGGAUGUAACUGGUCAGAGACGAACAAAAUGUCCCUGCUAUUCCAAUGGUAAACCUUGCUCUAUCCACUGUUCAUGUUUCAACUGUGAAAAUAGAUAUGGAAUAAGGGUUACUCACAGCACAGACGAUUGUAAGGCAGAGAAAAAGAAGAGAACAACUUCUACACCACCAUCAUUGAAGAGGCGGCUAACAGCAGCUAUCCUGGAGCUAGGAGGAGGGAUCUGA
This is a messenger RNA of Porites evermanni, 3091 nucleotides long. The record is from the annotation of a GenBank genome assembly. NCBI's taxonomy places the organism in Eukaryota, Metazoa, Cnidaria, Anthozoa, Scleractinia, Poritidae.